Messenger RNA from Gigantopelta aegis, 2550 nucleotides. Its product is annotated as F-box/LRR-repeat protein 15-like. The transcript is spliced from 2 exons. Bases 431 to 2317 code for a protein of 628 amino acids. Gene Ontology annotation, biological process: SCF-dependent proteasomal ubiquitin-dependent protein catabolic process. Gene Ontology annotation, molecular function: protein binding. The record is from RefSeq and is a predicted model, not a curated record. Gene Ontology annotation, cellular component: SCF ubiquitin ligase complex. NCBI's taxonomy places the organism in Eukaryota, Metazoa, Mollusca, Gastropoda, Neomphalida, Peltospiridae.
UAUAUAAGUAUCUUUGAAAUCAAUAUAAAAUGUGUAUUGUGCUGGUCAAACGAUACUGACAGUUUCGGUGCUUUAUACUUAAAUUUCAGAUAUUUGCAUUGUCUACGUUGCUGCUCGGGUAAUAACCACGUGGCAGCCUUGUUAGUUAUGGAUUCGGUGGCCGACAUCAGGCUAUAUAACACUAUUCAAUGACACCCAUUGCAAUGGCAGCCAUGAUGGAAUGCGCCUGCGUCAUUUACCACAUGAUGACCGCUGCCUCAAUAUACAUAACGCGUAGGCGUUUUAUGAAUGGACUUCUGGAGAGUUAGUUUGUGUUGUUGUAAACGUAGUAUAGCAGCAUGUGGGUAGAGUGGAACAGGUGACACGGGAGAAAAACAUUCAUUUUGGAAAUAUAAUAUUCACAAAAUGACCUGAACACACUUAAGUUAAGAUGGCCGACUUGCAGGUGGUUGAUGAAGAAAUGCACCGAAUCUCCACGGAAGGCCAGAGAGAACAUUUAGAAAUAAACGAUCUUCCAGAAGAAAUCUUGAGUAGAAUCUUUAGCUAUUUUCAACCCAUCGAAGAUCAGUUACCAAUUCUGGCAUUUGUUUGUCACAAGUGGAAACAGAUUUUGAACAACUCCGGAUACCUGUGGCGGUCUUUGCACAUAGACCCGUCAAGAUAUUCCUACUGGCACUUCAGCCUCAUUUGUUCCAUAUUUCGUUGCUACGGAAACCAUAUACAGAAACUUUCAUGGCGGGAGAAUUCCCCGGUGUACGAAAGUGUGUUUUCAUUGAUUCCGAGACUGCGAAACUUGAAGUCUCUCCGUCUUCCCAUUCUGUGGACUCGCGUUGUGGUCGAGAGUCUCCACACCCUGACCAAUCUAGAGCAGGUUCAGAUCAACGGCGGCUUCGCCCUCAGAGACACCGACUUGGAACGCAUCGUUGAGUACUUUCCCAAACUGCGCGAGGUUUCGCUCAACGCAUGUUGGUGCAUCACUCACGAAGGCCUCAAGAAGCUGAUGAACGGGCUCAGCUAUCUGCAUACAAUAAAGCUGAAGAUAAACUCUGGCCUUCCUUUGAACGACGUCCGAAGUGAACAUGCAAUGAGGGAAGGUGGUCAAAUCGUCACCAGUAUUAAAGACCAUUGCCAUGCUAGACUCUUCGGCGUGCUGUGCCUUCAUUUCGUCCCUCUAGAGAUGGAAGAGCUUUGGGAUCUCUUGAAUAAGAUGACUCAUCUGAAAAAACUCAGCAUCAGCAACUGUGAGCAACUCCACGGAAUUCGUAUAAUAUCUCGUUCCCUUCAGAAACUGUACUUGUUCAACCUAUGGAACGUUCUUUUUAUCAGCGUAGACGGCCGUGAUAUUCGCCACAUUAUCAUCGACCAUGGGUUAGAAUCAAUGGAGCAUAUGGAACUGGACUGCCCCAAGUUACGGAAGGCGUCCAUAAAUGGAAGUAAUGUACUACGCACGCUCAAUAUAAAAUCAUCGAGACUUAGUUUUCUCGAAGUUUCAAACUGUGAAGAGCUGGACAUGCGCACUUUGCGUAAUACGCUGAGGAACAAUCCGUCCAUUCUGUGUCUGAAGAUUGGCUGUGUCUCCCAGGACAGUUUGCUGCUGGAUGAACUGACCAUACCCAGCCUGCAGGAGCUCUGCCUCCUGUCGGAUUUCGCCUGCGAGGCCAUCCACAUCAGGAGCCCGACACUUCGAUUCUUCCACACAGAAGCCGAGAACGACAUCAUCACCCUGAACCACAUCUACAUCACGGCCAACCACCUAUGCAAAGUGACUCUCGUCGGGAUGCCAGCGCUGAAGACCAUGACCAUUCAGUGCGUGAGCGUGGACUCGAUAGAACUGAAUCUCUGCAGCGACGAUCAGCUGAGUCUGGACUCUUGCGUCAUACACGCCCUUGGAUCCAUUGGAUUUCUGCGCCUGUUUGACUGCAAGGUUAAUCUGCUCAUGGUUAGCACGCCACUGGCCAAAACUGUGGUCUUGUAUCGCUGCCAGAUGACGAACUACGCUCUGCGCAUGGCCUUGACGGGCUGUCCCAAUAUAGCAUAUCUGAACUUGGAAAAGUGUCGAAGCAUCACAAAAGUCGACAUAGAGGCUCCACCAAUGAAGUUCCUCAACAUGUUCGGAUGCUGCGAAAUGCAUCGGCUGGACGUCGACUGCCCCAAACUGUUGGCCAUUAAUCUGGGACAGUGCCCCAACGUUCGUUUAUUUUUCAAAGGAAUUGAGCAAAAUCUGACCGAGAUAAUGAAUCACACCCAAAUUGUGCCUCCUUCUGAUUCAAUCAGAUGGAGCCAUGACUUUCCACCACAGCUUUAUAUAUGCGGGUGAUAUUUAGAGGAGUAAAAUACGUACACAGUAGCAGUAUACGCAUACUUCUGGCCACUGACGUGAACGUUAUACAACCAAGUUCUAGCUCACGACACCUAACCUCAUCUCCUUUGAAAAGCCAGACUACGUUUCUGAACUUGCUGACGUCCAGCUGCUCUAAUGUCCAAGCUGAUAAAUCGAAUUAUUAAAAUGUUAAAACCCACAAUAUUAAAAUAAAGAAUGAUAUGAUCUCC